GGUUUCGUGGUUACGACGUCCGCCGCUCAUUCCUCGAGUUCUCGCUCUCUUCAAGUCGAUCGCCGGCUCGAGUGUUAGCUGAUCGAAGGGAGGAAAAGAACAAUGGCGGAUUCUAAAGCAGUCACCAUCAGGACCCGAAAGUUCAUGACCAAUCGUCUUCUCUCUCGCAAGCAGUUUGUGAUCGAUGUUCUUCACCCGGGAAGGCCGAAUGUGUCCAAGGCUGAGUUGAAAGAGAAGCUAGCUAAGCUGUACGAUGUUAAGGAUCAGAACUCGAUCUUUGUGUUCAAGUUCAGGACGCAAUUUGGUGGCGGGAAGUCUACUGGGUUUGGCCUGAUCUAUGAUUCUGUAGAGAGCGCUAAGAAAUUUGAGCCCAAAUACCGCCUUAUCAGGAAUGGAUUGGCCACGAAGGUGGAGAAAUCAAGGAAGCAGAUGAAAGAAAGGAAGAACAGAGCAAAGAAAAUCCGUGGCGUGAAGAAGACCAAGGCUGGAGAGGCUGCCAAGGCAGGCAAGAAGAAGUGAAUGCUAUCUUCAGCAACGUAUGAGAUUAUAAUUUAUAAUCCUUUUCUUUUUCUUUUUCUUGCGGUUUGAGAAAUGGAUGCUAAAUUGUGGCUGUGAUUUUUGAAUUUUGAACCAUUCUGUUACUUCUGUAGUUUGUUAAAACGUUUCUUUUUUAAGGAUAUUUUUUCAGUUCGGUCCCAA
This is a messenger RNA of Phalaenopsis equestris, 699 nucleotides long. Its product is annotated as 40S ribosomal protein S24-1. Gene Ontology annotation, biological process: translation. The transcript is spliced from 5 exons. Bases 103 to 519 code for a protein of 138 amino acids. The record is from RefSeq and is a predicted model, not a curated record. Gene Ontology annotation, molecular function: structural constituent of ribosome. Gene Ontology annotation, cellular component: ribosome. Lineage: Eukaryota; Viridiplantae; Streptophyta; Magnoliopsida; Asparagales; Orchidaceae.